AAAAUCAAGAAGCAACAUCACAAGCGGCUGAAUUUCCCUGCGCAGGAAAUCCAGCAGCUACGCGAAGCACUGGAGAAUGAUCCGGUGGACACACUGGCAGCGACGCUUCAGGCGUAUCACGAGUGGCGAUUCGUGCGUGGCGACAUGUACCACUGGAUCAAGGUGCUGAACAGGUUCGACGGAAUUCUUGCAGACGUCUGCAGCAAGUACAAUCUGAGCGUGCCACAGGCGCAGGCGUUUGACUCGGGGACGCAGUCGCUGCUUGUCGCCAUUCUGUCAUUCUCCUGCCAACUGUUGGAGAACUGCAUCAACAGAAACCUGUACAGCUCAACGGACCGUCUUGAUCUGUUGCUCAAUACCAGCGACCACGCAGUGCUCGAGUGCACGCUGCGCAUU
This is a messenger RNA of Linderina pennispora, 396 nucleotides long. RefSeq names its product DUF908-domain-containing protein. The record is from RefSeq and is a predicted model, not a curated record. The annotation marks the transcript as partial. The transcript has a single exon. Lineage: Eukaryota; Fungi; Kickxellomycota; Kickxellomycetes; Kickxellales; Kickxellaceae.